UCAUGUGACUCUCUUACAUCAGAAAUUAGACAGAAAAAGCUCAGAGAAAUACAAUUCACUACAGCUAGCUAGCUACAAGGAAAGAAACCAAGCAAAAGACUGUUCAUUAGCUUUACUAUACUAUACUCAAAGGGUGUCGUUUGAGGAACUUUGGGGAGGACAAGAGGAUCAAAAUGAGCUCCUUGUUCCGAUCAGAGGAGAUGACACUAGCCCAGCUGUUCCUACAGUCUGAGGCAGCCUACUCCUGUGUCAGGGAGCUGGGGGAACUGGGCAAAGUACAGUUCAGAGAUGUCAAUGCUGACGUGAAUGCCUUCCAGCGCAAGUUCAUCAAUGAGGUGCGUCGCUGUGACGAGAUGGAGAGGAAGCUGCGUUUCCUCAAUAACGAGCUGGUGAAGGUUGAUAUUGAAUUGAGACCUGGGGGCAAUGUGGAGGCCCCGGAACCUCAAGCCAUGAUUGACCUUGAGAGUAAGUUUGAGGUGCUGGAGACUGAGGUGAAGGAGAUCAACACAAACAAAGAAACUCUCAAGAAGAACCUGCUGGACCUCAUCGAGCUGCAGCACAUCCUCGACAAAACCCGGGGCUUCUUUCAGGAGGCCGAGCAGUAUGCUGUAACUGCCACACCCACCCGUAAGCGUAAGGGCCCUGGCGGAGAGAUUACCACUGAUGAGGACAUCACAGGACGUGAGGAGAAGGGACUGUUGGACGAGCAUCUGCAGAUAGCCACUGCUCAGACCAAGUUCACGUUUGUGACUGGCGUGAUAGUGAGGGAACGUGUGGCUGCGUUUGAGCGUGUCCUGUGGAGGGCGUGUCGUGGCAACGUGUUCCUGAGACAGGCAGAUAUAAUGCAGCCUCUUGAGGACCCAACUACUGGUGUCCUCGAGAACAAGAUAGUGUUCAUCCUGUUUUUCCAGGGAGACCAGCUGAGGACAAGGGUCAGGAAAAUCUGCGAUGGAUUCCGAGCUAUGCUGUACCAGUGCCCGGAGACAGCUGACGAGCGUGCCCAGAUGGUGGGUCAAGUGGCGGCACGUAUCAGUGACCUCCAGUCAGUGCUCCAGACAACAGAAGAGCACUCAAUCACCCAGCUCACUGAGAUAGCACAAGACCUGGACACCUGGCAGACCAAGGUGAAGAAGAUCAAGUCAGUAUACCAUAUUCUGAACAUGUUCAACCUGGACGUGACCCAGCGCUGUCUCAUUGCCGAGUGUUGGUGUCCUGUAGACGCUCUCGAUGAGAUACAGGCUGCCCUCACCAGGGGAACCGAGCGUAGUGGUUCAACUGUACCGUCCAUUCUAAACAGGAUGGCUACUGAUGAAGCUCCACCCACCUACAACAAGGUCAACAAGUUCACCCGUGGUUUCCAAGCCAUUGUGGAUGCGUACGGAGUGGCCACCUAUCAAGAGGUCAACCCAGCCCUGUACACGAUCAUCACAUUCCCGUUCCUGUUUGCGGUGAUGUUUGGUGACGCAGGUCACGGUAUCAUCAUGGCCUCCUUUGCUGCUCUGCUCAUCUUAUUUGAGAAGAAACUCAACAACUAUAACGGACCCGGAGGAGAGAUGUUUGUUACGCUGUUCAAUGGUCGCUACAUCAUUCUCCUCAUGGGGCUGUUCUCCAUCUACACUGGGAUGGUGUACAACGAUGUGUUCUCCAAGUCACUCAAUAUCUUUGGCACUUCGUGGGACCUCACUUACACCAACGGUUCCAUGGAUCAACCAGCCAGUGACAUACUCGGGUGCUGUCCAAACCCACCGUGUGUCCAGUUUGCACCUGGGGGUCAUCUCACCUACGUCCCCCGCGAGGCUAUGACAAAAAUGACCCCCUACCCGUUUGGACUGGACCCUAUCUGGAACGUGGCCGAGAACAAGUUGGUCUUCACCAACUCUUACAAGAUGAAGAUGGCCAUCACUCUGGGUGUCAUGCAGAUGUUGUUUGGAGUCUGUCUGCAGGUUUUCAAUCACAUCCACUUCAAGAACUAUCUGAACAUCAUACUAGAGUUUGUACCUCAAGUUCUGUUCCUGUUGUGCAUCUUUGGCUGGUUGGUCUUCCUCAUCUUCUUCAAGUGGUGCUUCUUCUACGUCAAUCCCAACUAUGCUCCCAGUUUGCUGAUCACGCUCAUCAACAUGUUCCUCAAGUUUGGCGGCUCCCCUGAUGUUACCAACACUGACCCCACACAGAUACAAUACUCCGUGUUUGGUCACACUGAUGAACUAGCCCAGCUCCAGAAAUAUAUUCAAAUUGUUUUGGUGAUUGUGGCGUUGGUGUGUGUACCGUGGAUGUUGCUUGCCAAGCCUAUUUACCUCCUUAUCAAACACAAAAUGCAGUCAAAGGAUGGCUACAGCCGUGCUCGGGCUGAGUCUGGUUACAACGUGACACCUGACGGUGAACCGGCUGAUGAUGAACGUGCCCAGAUCAUUCUCAAGGAGGAGGGUGGAGGCAAACACUCCGACAAGAUGGAUGGUAAAGAAGAUGAUGGCACUGAGAAAGAGGGAGAAAAGUUCGAGUUUAGUGAGAUCUUCAUUCACCAAUCCAUCCACACAAUUGAGUACUGUCUUGGCACCAUCUCCAACACUGCCUCCUACCUCCGACUCUGGGCUCUCAGUCUCGCUCACGCUGAGCUAUCUGAGGUGUUGUGGAAUAUGGUGUUCCAGUUGGGCAUUGGGGUGGCUGCUUCCAUCAGCCCGAUUCUUGGAGCCAUUGCCGUCUUCUUCCUCUUUGCAGCUUGGGCAGCCAUGACAAUCGGCAUUUUGCUGGUGAUGGAGGGGCUCUCUGCUUUCCUGCAUGCCCUGCGUCUGCACUGGGUGGAGUUCCAGAACAAGUUCUACGAUGGAAACGGGUACAAGUUCACUCCGUUCAGCUUCGAGGCUAUUCUCAAGGGCGAGGAUGAUUAACUGAACAUACUUAUUUUAGCUGGGAAUAAUUAUUUAGUAUAGAUCUACGUUGUAUUAAAGUUUGAAGUGGACAGACUUAUAGCGAAAGUUAGUUUUUAGUUAUGAUUGUUAUUCUGAAAUAAUGAUUUCUUGUCAGAGUUG
Molecule: messenger RNA, 3026 nt
Organism: Halichondria panicea
Lineage: Eukaryota; Metazoa; Porifera; Demospongiae; Suberitida; Halichondriidae
Product: V-type proton ATPase 116 kDa subunit a 1-like
Exons: 20
Coding region: 174-2885 (903 amino acids)
Biological process (GO): proton transmembrane transport; vacuolar acidification
Cellular component (GO): plasma membrane; vacuolar proton-transporting V-type ATPase, V0 domain; vacuolar proton-transporting V-type ATPase complex
Molecular function (GO): proton-transporting ATPase activity, rotational mechanism; ATPase binding
Source: RefSeq, a predicted model, not a curated record